CCCGACGUGCGCGCUCCCGUGUCCGUCCCGUCCCGUCCCGUCCCCCCCCCCCGGCUCCUGGCGGGAGCGAGCUCGCGCGCUCUCGGGCGCGGCCCCGCGCUGGAUUCCCCGGCUGGGCCCAGGCCCCCGGGGCUGAGGAGGACGCCGCUUGGACCCACUGAUCGCUGCCGUGCGGCUUUCCGAUCCCCCCUGCCGUCUCCCAGGACUGGCCUGGCCACCGAGACCAGUGAGGAAGCCUUGCGACUGGAGAUCCAGAAGCUGAAGCAGAAGAAGGACACUCUGGAUCAGGAAAUCUCCCAGCUGUCCGCAGAGGGCUACAGCGUGUCUGAGCUGGAGGAACACAUCUCCUUGCUUCACGAGUACAAUGACAUCAAGGACGCGGGGCAGAUGCUGCUAGGCAGGCUGGCCGUGAUCCGAGGGGUCCCCACCAAGGAGCUGUAUCCCGAGUUUGAUCUGGACGUGAAUGACUGAGCCAAAGGGUUCCCCUCCCGCUCUCUGGGGAAGCUGCAUGGAGUUGGGCGGAGGCAUUGGAGGACUCUCACAGGAUGGCUGUCAAAGAGAUGGGGGGGCAUCACGGAGAAGACCUUUGAGUGAGGGGGUGCCGGGCACUGGGCACCGAAGCCGCCCCCGCCUGCCAAGGGCUGCGGGCAGAGAAAUGCCCAGACACUAAACUCUGCCCGCCUCGGUGAAAGGUCAUUCCCCACACCUUGGGCUUUGAAUCAUU
Ornithorhynchus anatinus (platypus) is the source of this 724-nucleotide messenger RNA. RefSeq names its product SWI5 homologous recombination repair protein (gene SWI5). The record is from RefSeq and is a predicted model, not a curated record. The transcript has 5 exons. Gene Ontology annotation, cellular component: Swi5-Swi2 complex; Swi5-Sfr1 complex. NCBI's taxonomy places the organism in Eukaryota, Metazoa, Chordata, Mammalia, Monotremata, Ornithorhynchidae. The annotation marks the transcript as partial. Gene Ontology annotation, biological process: double-strand break repair via homologous recombination.